GUAAAAUUGAAGUAAAAGUUCACAAUUAAAGACAAAGGCAUUCAUAUAGAAAAGGACUCACAAUGAGGAGGAAAAACUCGAGUCCGCCAACGAUAGGACUCGAAAAUUAUUCAAUUUUAUUCAUUUUAUUUUUUAUAACUGGUAGUUUUGCAGCGCCUAUACAAGAAUCUACAGAUAUAUCGCAAUUCUCAGAGGGCUGUUAUUAUAAUUAUAAUCACUACAAUGAAGGCGAUAGAAUAUUGACAAAUGAACCAUGUUUAAAUUGUACGUGUCAUAAUAAUAUGCUAAUGUGUUAUUUAAGGGUAUGUCCAUUUACAAAACCAAUUGGUCAAGAUUGUAUAAUUGAAAAACGUGAAGAUCAAUGUUGUCCAAUUAUCACAUGUCCAGAAGUUCAAGUAGAUGUUAUGAUGCAUAAAGGAACUGCUGGAUCAUCGGCAAUUGGUUUUGCAGAAAAAUAUGGUUGCGUUAUAAAUAAUAAAUUUUUCCCAGAAGGAUCUCAAGUACCAGCGAAUCCAAAUAGGCCAUGUGAACUUUGUUAUUGUAUAAGAAAUAGCACAUCAUGUCUUAUGCAAGAAUGUACUUUACAUAUCGACGGUUGUCAACCAAUUUACCAUAAAGGAUCUUGUUGUCCAGUUAGAUACAAUUGUGAUCACGAACUACCUGAAAUUGAAGAUAUGACAACAACAACAACUACAGUUAAACCAACAGAAGGUUUCAUUAUGACAACGAUUGGAUCAGAUAUUAGCGAACAAUGUACGCACAAUGGCGAAACUUAUUUGGAUGGCGCAAUGAUAGAGACUGAAAAUCCAUGUGACAGUUGCUAUUGCAUGAAAGGCAAAAUUGUUUGUGCUGUUAGAGAAUGCAGUAUUCCUAGUCAAUAUAUUGGAAGAAAUUGUACACCUGAAAAUGUACCGGAAAAUGAAUGUUGUCCUCAAAGAUUCAGUUGUGAUGAUUAUGGAAUUGAAACUACAACAAAAGCUUUCAGUGCAGAAAUAACAACAUCAGUGGAAGACAAAACUGAGCCCGCAAUUUCGGAAGAAGAUGAACAACUACAGAAACACAUUGACGAUGUAGAAUCAGAAGCGAAACCAGUUACACAACAACCUGGCUCUGAAGAAGGAGUAACAUUAGGCGGUCGCAUUGAUUUACCAGAAGAAGAAAAAGCAACAGAAGUACCUAAAGCAUCUGUUGCGCCGGAAGGCACAGAAACUGAGGCACCAGACACUAUGUUAACUAAACAGCCUUAUCCAGAGCAAGUAGAUGAAAAAGAUCAAACUACACCUGCUCCAGCGGAGGUUGCUCCGACUGAAAAACCUGAAAAAGAAGAAACUAAACCCUUACUACCUGAAAGUGAAACAAGACUUUCUUUGUUACCGGAAACAACAGACGGCACACACAUUAUUACUACUGAGUCUACUAAAGAAAUACUGACAACUCCUGAAUCAGUAGUCUCAGAAAUAUCUGAAACCUCUACGGAAGUUACCCAAGCACCACAGAUCGGAAAAGUUGAAGAAAAAAUAACUCCAAUUUCAGCUAGCGAAAAACCAACAACUGAGUCCGAUAAAGAACUAAUAACAACUGUUCCAAGUGAAGGUGUCAGCGAAAGCAUGUUUAUACCUAAAGAAGAACAAGACAAAGAAGUAACACCAGUUGUUGCAGAGCAUAUUACAGAAGGCACUCCUGUAGAAAUUGCAGAAACUGAAAAGGAAACAGCACUUGUUGAAGGCGCCACAAAAAUACCAUCUCCGCUAAAGACUGACGAACUUGAACAAACUGUAGCUCCAAUGCAUGCCGAGAGUGUGACAGUAACUCCAACAAAAGCACCAAAAGGUGAAGGUUUCACGUUGUCUUCUGGUGAAGUAAUAACGGAAGUUCCAACAUUACCGAAAGCGGACCAAAUUACAGAAGCACCAGCUUCAGAUGAUAUGACUGAAAUUGUACCAGUAUCUGAGGACAAAGAACAGAUUACUUCCGAUAUCAUUGAAGAGCAAUCAACACCGGCUUACUCUCAAGACGUGAAAACACCAACCCCAUCCAAACCUGAUGAAGAGGAAAAAAUAAUACCAACAGGUUUAGGUGAGGCUUCAACAGAAAGACCAUCUGCGCCAUCAUACGAGGGAGAAACUACCAUCUCAACCGACGAGAUAACACUUACUCCAUCUUCACCUAAAAUCAAAGGAGAACAAGAAGACGUGACUGAGACACCAACUAAAGCUGUAACAAUCGGUCCAUCUUCACCAUCUGCCGAAGAAAUUGGAGGAUCAACAACUUUGAUUCCAGAAGAAGAUAUUAGAAAAACUCCUACUCCAUUAGAAGGUGAACGUGAACAACCUGAAACUAAAACUGACAAAACUAAAGAAGGUGAAGCUGUUUCUGUUGCAGAAAUGAUCACAACUCGAGCACCUGGUGGAAUAACCGAAGAGCCCUCAAAAUCUAGUGAAGAAGAACCAAGUACGGAAGAAAUGGAUCUUGCUAUUCCAUUUGCUAUACCUGGAGAAGGCGACUGUUUGUUAGACAGAAAGACUUAUAAAAAUAAUACUACGGUACCAUCUUCUAAUGAAUGCGAAUAUGAGUGUGUAUGUGUAAGCAGUAUGAUUAAAUGUAAAACAAUUGAAUGUGCUCAAACUGCGGGACCAGGUUGCACAAUCUUGGAACCGGCUCCUGGUGCAUGCUGCCCUACUUUGCUUUGCCCUGAAGGAACUGAAAUAGCUCCUGAGCAUACCACUACUGUUGCUGAAGAAGCACCAUUGAAAGAAAUUAGUCCCGAACUAGGUGAGAGAGUUGAUUCUCAAGCAACUGAAUCUCCUGAAGAAAAAGAAGUAGAGCCAACUACCGGAGCUGAUAGAGAAAAAGACGCUAAGAAAGACGAUUCCAUAGCCCAAGAGCCUGUAACUACACCUUCAGAAAAAGAAACUGAUGUUGAACAGCAACAGAGAGAUCGACUUUCACCCACCGAAGGUAUCACAACUUCUGAAGAAGAAGUAACAAAACCAACUGGAAUUGAAAUCGACGCUCCUGUAUCUGCAGAAGAUACACAAACAGAAAGAAUACCUGAAGAUAAAUUAACGGAACAGGGUCCAGAAGAUGCAACCAAAUCAUCAAUAACUCCAGAUAAAACAACCCCAUCUUUAUUAGAUAUUCAAACAUUACAACCUGAUCUAGCAACAAAGGAACCAACCGUAAAAGAUAUACAAGAAUCAGUUACUACAAAACCAGAUGAAACAGACAAAUUAAUGACAACAACUCUUUUGUCAAUGAUGGUUCCUGAAGAUCAGACCUUUAAACCAAUUUUAGAAAGUAUUCCGAGUGAUAGUCACGUGAUGGCUCCAUCUAAAUCUGAAGAAGCUGGCAAACCUGGACAAACUGAAAAACCGGAAGAAAUUCUUGAAAUAACGCAUAAACCAACGGAAGAACAACUUGAAAAUAUUACUGAGCCUACCGUUGAUGAUAAACUGAAAGAUAUUCACCCAACUGUAAUACCGACUUCAAUUGAAACUGAAAGACCAGAAAGUACAGAAGCGGAAGUUGGAAUGGUACCUUUGAAAGAAAGUACCGAAAAAUCAGAACUGGAAGUAACUGAAAAACCGCUUCAAGAAGCACCUGGAAAACCAACAACACCUACACUUGUACCAGCAGAAGACAGAACAGAAAUUCCAGAACAAAAGGUUACAUCCGCUGAAGGGUUAGAAGUUGAAUCUGGAACUAAAACGUCUGAAGAAAAAGCUUCAACCUCUACAAGUCCAGCCAUUCUUCCUGAAGGAACGGAAACACCAAUAGGUGCUACACCUAUAACUAAAACUGAACAACCUAUUGAUAAAGAAAAAGUCGACGAAUCUCUUGAAGGAAGAAUUGAUUUAUCCACACCAACUCCGACUGAAGAAGACAUGAGAGCUACUGAAAAAUUACCUAAAGAAGAAAUAUCAGGUUUGCCAACCGAAUCAAUUCCAGAGUCAGUUACUGAAAAAGCUGGUGAAGCUGAAGGAGAGCCUGAAAAAGAACCUGAAAUUAGUGAAUUAUUACCCGAACAAAAACCAGAAAUGCAAACAGAAUUAAUACCAGAGAAAGGAACUGAAAAACCAAGAACUGAGGGUGAAUUAGAAAAAGAAAAACCUGAAACUUCUGAAGAUGCAGAUAUGAAAACUGAAACAGUUCCUGAAAAAGAAACCGAAAAACCAAUCACACGAGAUGAUGGCAAAUCUGAAGAAAAACCUGAAGUUUCUGAAAUUCCAGAAACGGCAACAGUAUCCAUUGAAGACAAAGGAACUGAAAGACCAACUGAAGGCGAACUCGAGCCUCAGAAAGAACCAGAAAAAUCGACAGGAGUUUUGGACGCAGAAAAAGCAACUGAAACAUCUCCACUACCUGACGAACAUAGUGCUAGACCAGAAAAACCAACAGAUGUACCGACAAUAUCUGAGAAAGAAGUUCCAGUAUCCGAAUCUAUUGAAAGAGAAAGUACUGAACCAACCAUUGACUCUACUACUAAAAAAUCUGACCAAGAAGUUCAAAAAGAAACUUCAUCCAUGCCAGAAGAUGCAACAACCGGUCCAACAGAGCCAAGUGCUACUAAAAUCCCAAGUUUGGAAACAGAAAUUGAAAAACAUCCAGAUGAAAUUAUGGAUACAGAAAAAGAAAGCCCUAUUGUUACUACAAUACAACCAUCGCAGUCUACAGAAGAAAAGACUGAACCUUCUAAGGACAAAGAAGCUGAAAUUGAAAAAGAAACCGAACUUCCAGAAGAAGGAAUCAAAAGCUUCACAGAAAGUCCGAAAGAAGAACCUGUUACAUCAAUUGAAAAACUUGAAACAGAAAAAUUACAGCCAGGUGAAAUCGAAACUGAAGGUGAACAAACAAUCAAACCAUAUAUUACAGAAAAAACUGAACAGCCAAAACCAAGUGAAAGCACUGAAACACCAGAAAAAGAGCCUAGUAAAGGAGUCACCGAAAUGGUUGAAAGUCAAACGGAAAGAGACAAAGAAAUCUCUAAAGAAAAAACCGAAAAGCCUGAUGACGGUAUCAAAUCACUUGAGUCAACUGAAACUCCAUCCCAUUUGGAAUCAGAGGAAGGUGAAGGCAGUGGCGGUACUUCUACUCAAGGAACUCCUUCUUCAGUCGAAGAAUCACAAACUGACACUUCAGAUCAUUUACAAGUUCCUGUUGAAAAAGCAACGGAAUCUGCUAAAGACAAAUCAGAUGAAGAAGUUGACCACACUGAAAGCGGUGUUGAUAAGAAAACUGAGGCUCCCAUCGCUCGAACUGAGAAACCAGAAUUUGAAACAAGCGAAUCAACAAUCGGAACUUCUGACGAACCAACCGAACCAUCAAGGGAAACUCCAAGCGACAGCCUUGAAAUAUCAAAAGAGGAUGAAGACAAAAAACUUGAAACAACUGAAAUUAUUCCGGAAGUGCCUUCUGAUGAAUCAAAAGAAAUCGAAAGUCCAGAAAUUCCCACAAGAAUUGAUUCUGAAUCACCCAAAGAUCAAAAACUACCAACGACCAAAUUGCCUGAUGGAUCAGAGGUGGCGUCUGAAUAUCCAGAUAGCAGUUCAACUGAAUAUCCACAUCUUACUCCAGAGGAUAAAACUAAAAUCUCUAAAGAAGAUGAAGAAACUGGAACAGGAAAACCUGACGAGCAGCCAACAAUUUCUGAAACUUCACAAACUACUACAGAAUCUCCAAGAGGAGACUCAAGAGAACCUACAAUUCAAGACGAAGCUACAGAAAUUACACCUGAAACUUCAAGCGAAAGACCAUCACAUACUGAGAUCGAAGGUCAAACUAGAAAACCGGAAGAAGGCGAAGAAACAACUAAAAAAUCUGACGAAAGUGCAAUUGGAUAUACAACCCCCGCCAAAGAAAUUCAUCCAGAAGCCGCUACGGACGAAAGUGCUAAACCAACUAUGCCAAGUGAACUUGAAAUGUCUACAGAAAUUUCAAAACAUGUUACGGAAGAAGGUGAAAUUCGAAAAGAUAUUGAUCAACCAACAGAUGAAAAGCAAGACAUUACAACUGCUCAUGCAAUUCCAGAAACACCAGAAAUUCAUACUGAAAAACCUUCCGACAUUGAAAGUGCAGAUCAUGUUACUGAAGUUCCAACCGAAUCCGUCGAAGGACCGUUUAAAGAAACUAAACCAGAGGACAAGACUGAAACGCCUAUACAAGCAUCUCCCGGAAUUCCAGUUCUCGAAACAACUGAUAAACCAGCAAAAGAAGAAAAGGAAGCAGAAAAACCUGGAGUUGUGGAGGAAGAUCAUAUAUCAACUGAAAGAUUGGAUAAACCCACUGAUAAGGAAAGUGUCACUCCAGCAGUUAGUGAACCAACUGGCAAACCAACAGACGAAGGAACUGAGAAACCACUAUUUGAAGGAAAAAUUCCUGAAUUUACACCAACAGUUAGUCCAUCAAUCGAUGAAGCAGGGGUUACCGGUGAUGUCAGUAGGGCAACUGACAAACCAGAAGAAGACAGGACUGCGAAACCAUUGCUUGAAGAAGAAUUCCCAGACUCAGGUGUCACCCCGAAACCAAUUGAUCAAACAAGUGAUGAAUUUUCUAAAGCAACCAGCAAACCAGAGGAAGAUACGACUGGAGAACUUGCUGAACCGACUGAAAAAAUUCUUAAGCCAUUUGAUCAAUCAAGUAUUAGUCCUUCUGAUGUGCUGGAUACUACACAACCUGGUCAAAUUACAGAAAAACCAACAGAAGAGAAAUUACCUGAAGAAAUUGAAAAAUUACAUCCAACAAGUGCUCCCGAAUCUUUGGAAACAUCUGAAGAAACAACAAUCCUUCCAUCGGAUCUUACUGGUAGAUUAGACGGAGAGACCCCUAAACCAGAUACAAAACUUCCAGAGCAAAGUGCGGCAACGCAACAACCAUUUGAAAAACCAUCUGAAGAAAAGACCGAAAUCAUACCUACAAAACCAAGCGAAGAAAAAGAACCUACAGAAGAGUUUACUGCAAAACCACAUGAAGGUGAAGUAACGCACCGACCAUCUGAAACACCAUCUGAAGAAAGAACCGAAAUCGUACCAACGAAAUCGAGCGAAGAAAAAGAACCUUCAGAAGAAUUUACUGCGAAACCACAAGAAAGUGCAGCAACAGAACAACCAUCCGAAACACCGUCUGAAGAAAAAACCGAAAGCACACCAACAAAACCUGUCAAAGGAACAGAACCUUCAGAAGGAUUUACUGCAAAACCACAAAAAGGUUCAGCAACGGAAGGACCAUCUGAAACUCCAUUUGAAGAAAAGACCGAAAUCGUACCAACAAAACCGAGCGAAGAAAAAGAACCUUCAGAAGAAUUUACUGCAAAACCACAAGAAGGUGCAGCAACAGAAGGACCAUCUGAAACUCCAUCUGAAGAAAAGACCGAAAUUGUACCAACAAAACCGAGCGAAGAAAGAGAGCCUUCAGAAGAAUUUACUGCAAAACCACAGGAAGAGACAGCAACGGAACAACCUUCUGAAGAAAAGACCGACAUUAUACCAACAAAACCGGGUAAAGAAGGAGAACCUUCUGAAGAAUUCACUGAACCACCGCUUGAAAUUAAAACUGAAGCACCUUCCGAAAUCCCAAGCAUUACAGAAAGAACUGAUAAAGAACCCUCAGAUCUUCAACCUGGAGCUCCAAGCUUUACUGAAAAAGAGCACAUAUCCGAAGAGGUUACUUCAGGACCAUCCAAAGAACAACCAGAAGAAACUACAGCUACGCAAGUUCCACUUUCAUUCGACUCAAAAACAUCUACUGAGAUACCUAAAGAAAAAGAUAAAGAAGAUGUCGGUCUUAGUAUUGAAGGAGUAUCAACAGAAGUGCCACCAGAGAAACCUAUUGCCGGAAUACCUGAAGAUGAAACGAGAACUGAAAUUCCUGAAGAACAAACUGAAAAAACUACGAAGAAUGAAACUGUACCUCAUAUUCAGGAAAUUGAUACAGAAAAACCAACACAUUUAUUACCAGUAUUACCGGGAGAAGAAACUCGAACUGAAGUACCUGAAGAAGAACUGUCACAGACAACACAAAAAACACCCAAACCAGAUGAAGAAGAAAGCACUGAAGUACCCAAAAAAGAUGAUGCAUUUACAAAAGCUCCUAUUGACAUUCCACUUAAUGAAACUAAAACUGAUAAACCAAUUGAAGAACCUAUUGCUGAACAACAAACAAUUAGUCCUUUGGGAGAUAAAACAAGUAAGCCCGAUGAUGAUCAAAAACCAGAAAAACAAACUGAAAAACCAACAUUGGAAGAAGAAAGUUCAACGAGUACAACAACAAAAGUUCCUCUCACAACUAAACCUACAUUUAUGCCCUCGAUUCCCGGAUAUAUUCCUCCAGAUAUGCCAACUGAAUAUUACGAUGAACCUGAUGAUGCCGAUAUUUUUGGACCUGGAACUUGUCGUUAUGGUGGAAAAUUAUUUGUAUCAGCACAACAAAUACCUCGUGAUGAUCCUUGUGAUUUCUGUUUCUGCUUUAGAAGUGAUAUCAUUUGUUUACAACAAUCCUGUCCGCCACCAAUAUCUGGUUGUAAUGAAGAACCAAUACAAGGUUUCUGUUGUCCAAGAUAUGAAUGUCCAGUUUCAAUGGGCUAUAAUGUUAAUUCAACAACUAGCACAACAACUACAACACUUCCACCUCAUUUCUUACAUAGGCGGCAUCAAAAAGUUGAAAGAAAUGGCUGUCAAAUACAAGGUAUCUCAUAUAAAGUAGGUGAUAAAAUACCAUCAGCUAGUGGACCAUGUAUGCAAUGCACAUGUGGUGGCGAUGGACAAAUGGAAUGUAAUCCAAAACCAUGUACUCCAGAGCCAAUGUUACGUCAAAUGAUUGCUGUGGUUGCAUCUCGUCGCCGGAGAUGAAACACUUCAAGCAGUUUAAAGAAUUUUUAAAUAUAAUAAUUUUUUUUAAAUUAUAUAAGAAAAAAAAAAACAAACAACAGGUGCCAAAUAACACCAAACAGUAAUGAAUAAAUUUUGAUUUAAAAAAAUAAAAAAGAAAAGCAAAUAAAAAUUAAUUUUAUUAAAAUUUGAAAAAUGCAAUAAAAUCAUAUCGAAACUUUGAUAAAAAAAAAACUGAAAAAGAAACGAAAAAAAAAACUUAAUUAAGAAAUUUAUAAAAAAAAAAAAUAAAAAAAUUAAAUAAACAGUAAAACAGGAUAGUAGAAACGGUAUUAAUUUUAUAUAUCUUUAGAAUUAAGUACGAAAAAAAAAAUCUCAUAUUUUCUUAUUGUACUCAAGAAUUUAAGCUUAUCAAAGAAAAGAAAAAAAAUAUAUUUUAAUUUUUUAAAAGUAGUAUUGCACUGCCUUUCUAUAGGGUAAUAAAUUGGCCUGAGAAAUGGAAAAAUGUAAUUAUAUAAGGUUAAAAUAAAUUUUUCUGUUAUUUAUUAGGAGUGUCGAUAAGACACAAUAAUGUGCUAUUAUUUUUGAUAUUUUAUAAUAAUUAUUUUUAUAAAAAUAUAAGAGCAAUUAUCUUAUUACUAAUAUAACAAUCAAAGACCAGUAAACUACCUAAUUAACGCACAAUUAACUCCAGUAAUUCACUUUGAUUAUAUUUAGUGUAUAUUAAAUAAUAUAGAUUAUUCACAAUAUUUCCAUAUUAUUAAUUUUUUUAAUUAUUAAAUUAUUUUAACAAACAAUUUCCUUCUAUUCAUUAUUAAAUAGGAAAAAUAAGAAGCAAUUGUCUUAGUU
Condylostylus longicornis is the source of this 9671-nucleotide messenger RNA. Its product is annotated as mucin-2. The record is from RefSeq and is a predicted model, not a curated record. Lineage: Eukaryota; Metazoa; Arthropoda; Insecta; Diptera; Dolichopodidae. The transcript has 7 exons. Gene Ontology annotation, molecular function: protein binding. Bases 63 to 8843 code for a protein of 2926 amino acids.